GACUUUGGUUCGGUUGGAGGCGCGCGCUCGUUCAAAACACCAAACACAAGACCAGUAAAGUCUUUGCAACGCGAAGCAGUGUAAACCAAAACACAGCUCUAAGCAGAGAAGUUCGUUCUCUGCGCGCGCCAAAAAGGAAAAUCCCACAACAAAAAAGAAAUAAAUAAAAAUAAAUUUCAUCCUUACCUAUUAUUCGUUCCGUGUGUAUUAACGUUUAUACCCCGUCGUGCCUGUGUCCAAGUGUUUGUAACUGUAACAAUUAAAGUGUUGAAAAAAUAAUGCAUCAGCAAAGGAUUAAUAAAAUAAUAACUGUUUCAAUCUGACAAAAACUACACAACAAGAGAGUGAAAUACACAAAAAUACAGAAAGGAGUAGCAGCAGCAAGCAGUGGAGCAACGGAAGGAGAGACAUCCAGUGUUUACCGUUGUCUUUUACCAUCCACAUCUCCGACCCGCAUUCGUGUGCGGUGGUCCCCUCCGGCCUCCUCAUGAAAUGCAAAAGUUGGUCCAAUAAAUUCAACAAUUUCGUCGUACGCCGAUUCAAGGCGUCAAUCAAGAGUAACGGUACGCAACACCAGCAGCAGCAGCAGCAGCUUCAGCCCUGCAGCGGGGCCAGCAUUGCAGCGGCCUCCAUCGUCUCGGCUGCAGCUUCAAGCAGCAGCAGCAGCAACAGCAUCAGCGGUUGCAGCAGCAUUGAGCAGACACAGACGUCGUCGCAGCAACAGCAACCGUUCAACAUUGCUGCCACAACAGCAACGACACCAGCGGCUACCAUGCCGGCGGCAAUGGCCAAGGAGAAAGCCACAACGCCAGUGUCCUUAAGCGAAUCGAAUUUCGAAUUGAAACUAAAAGAGUAUCAGGUCGCCAUGGCCGCCACAACAGCGGCGUCCCGACUGCAACAGAACACGUGCGGCUGUGGGGUAGCUUCUGCCACCACUAUCGGCAGCGGCAGUGCCACAAAAACGAUGUCGACAAAAACAGAGAACAACAACAACAGCCGCUAUGGCACCAGCAACAAGUAUCUGACAAACGGCCACACAUCGCCUCUGGCGGCAGCGGUGGCCAGCAACAGUUCGUCUGUUGCCUCGACGCCGCAGUGCAGCAAAGCUUGCUGUCGGAAUCAGUACCAGAAUGGAAUCUGCCCUGAAUUGAGGCAGCAGGACAUACUGGACAUGUUGCAACAGCAGCAACAACAGCAACAACAACAGCAGCAGCAACAACAACAGCAACAGCAGCAGAAUCCUCCGCCCCGUAGAUCCCCAAAUGAUUUCAUCUUUGGUCGCUACAUCGGAGAGGGAAGCUUCAGCAUGGUCUACCUGGCGGUGGACAUUCACUCGCGACGCGAGUAUGCAAUUAAAGUCUGCGAGAAGCGCCUGAUCCUGCGGGAGCGCAAACAGGACUACAUUAAGCGGGAGCGCGAGGUGAUGCACAUGAUGACCAGUGUGCCCGGCUUCGUGAAUCUCUCGUGCACGUUCCAAGACCAGCGCUCCCUCUACUUUGUGAUGACAUACGCCCGCAAGGGCGACCUCCUGCCGUACAUCAACCGCGUGGGCAGCUUCGAUGUGGCCUGCACCCGUCACUAUGCCGCCGAGCUGCUGCUCGCCUGCGAGCACAUGCACCGCCGCAACGUCGUCCACCGCGACCUCAAGCCCGAAAACAUCCUUCUCGACGAGGACAUGCACACACUGAUCGCCGACUUUGGCUCGGCCAAGGUGAUGACACCGCGCGAGCGUGCCUUUGCCUCCGAGCACUGUGCGGAGACGCGGCGAGGCAACUCGGACGACGAUGACGAGGACAGCGACAAGCUGGACUACGAUGACGAGGAGUAUUACGACAAGGAUUCGGAGCUGGAUGAUGGCGAUGAUGAUCAGCAGCACACCGCCGAUGAGAUGGACUCGCCACGACAUCGCCAGCGUCGCUAUGCGCGGCGUCGCAAGGGCAGCUUCGUGGGCACCGCCCAGUAUGUGUCGCCGGAGGUUCUGCAGAACGGCCCCAUCACGCCCGCCGCCGAUCUGUGGGCAUUGGGCUGCAUCAUCUACCAAAUGAUCUCGGGCCUGCCGCCCUUCCGUGGCAGCAACGAUUAUGUCAUCUUCAAGGAGAUCCUCGACUGUGCCGUCGACUUCCCCCAGGGCUUUGACAAGGAUGCCGAGGAUCUAGUCAGGAAGCUGCUCAAGAUCGAGCCCCGCGACCGCCUCGGUGCCCAGGAUGAGUUCGGCUACUACGACAGCAUCCGUGCCCAUCCCUUCUUCGCCGGCGUCAACUGGGAAACACUCCGCCAACAGACUCCUCCUCCCAUCUACCCCUACCUGCCCGGCGUCAGCCUGGACGAGGACUUCCGCUCCAGCUACAGUGUGCCCGGAGACCUGGAGCCAGGACUCGAUGAGCGCCAAAUCACCCGCCUGCUCAGCGCCGAGCUGGGAGUGGGAAGCAGCGUGGCCAUGCCCGCCAAACGUUCCACAGCCAAGAAUUCCUUUGACUUGAGCGAUGCCGAGAAGCUGCAGCGUCUGGAGCAGCAGAAGACUGACAAGUGGCACGUGUUUGCCGACGGUGAGGUGAUCCUCAAGAAGGGAUUCGUGAACAAGCGCAAGGGUCUGUUUGCCCGCAAGCGAAUGCUCCUGCUAACGACUGGACCCCGCCUCAUCUACAUCGAUCCCGUGCAGAUGAUCAAGAAGGGCGAGAUCCGCUGGAGUCCAGAGCUGCGAGCCGAAUACAAGAACUUUAAAAUCUUCUUUGUCCAUACGCCGAGUCGCACCUACUACUUGGACGAUCCCGAAGGCUAUGCCAUCCACUGGUCCGAGGCCAUAGAGAAUAUGCGCAAGCUGAGCUACGGCGACUCAACCUCCUCAUCCGCCUCCUCCUCAGCGUCGACAUCAUCGUCGUCGGCGGGAGCCACCACCAUAUCCUGCUCGAGCGGCAGCAGCAUAAGUCUGGCUGUGGCCGCCGCCCACUCCGUUUCAUCCGCAAACAGCUCACCAACGGCGCGACGCAGUUCGCCUGUGAGUGCGCCGGGUAGCCGGCAACAGCAACAGCAACAGCAACAGCAGACGCAGUACGUCAUAAAUUCAGUGGCAAUGCACGCCAAGGCGACCACGGCAGGCGUCAUCACUGGCGGCACGCUACACCGGGUGAAAAGUGCGCAGAAACUUUAUGCCAAGGCCAUAUAUGAUAAUUAUGCAGACAGCCCCGACGAGCUGCCCUUCAAGAAGGGGGACAUCCUCACCGUCAUCGAACAGGACACGGAGGGCAUCCAGGGAUGGUGGCUCUGUGCGCUGAAGAACCGACAGGGUCUAUGCCCCGGCAACCGGUUACGCAUUUUGAACUCGUACGAUUCGGGCUGCUUCUCGCCAUCGCCGGCCAGCUCCCCGAUACCCUCGCUGGCAGCGAGCACCGCGACGCUAAACAGCUCCAUCUGCUCCGCGGAGAUCUAUGAGAAUGGGUCCAUCAUCAGUGCAGCCUCGUCCUCAGGUGGUGGUGGGGUGACAAAUGGCCAAGGAACGACAAAUGGCCAGGAAUCGUCGUCUGCCACACAGGGACGCGGCGCGAGACGAUCGUGGCAUGUAUCACCGAACAAGGUAAUUACACCACAGAGACACGGUGAUGUCUACAUCUACAACUGCUCGCCUACGUCGUUGCCUGGAGCGGGCACAGGAGUUCGCACCUCACAGCAGCAGAUCUACAGCAACCAAAGCAUCUACCAGAACCUCUCCAUGAUGGCAGCAGCCCAGCAGCAGAAUCAGAACGGGAGCGGCAGUGGCAGCGAGUUCGAGACCUACGACAUACCCAAGCCUGCCACGCCCGUGCCGCUGAACUACGACAGUCCCAAGGGCGGACACCCGAGGACACCCACAUCCAUCUCCGGACUGGGAGCGCGCUUCGAAUCGCUGAAGAGCGUGGUCGCCUCCAUUGAGGAGGAGUCGUACGAUGUGCCGCGACCGCUCAUCAGCAGCGGCCUGCUGCAGCAGCAGAUGACGCCGAGCAGUUCGGCCUCCUCCCUGCUGACCAGCGACAGCCUGUCCCUCAGCUUCUCCAGCUCGAACCGCUCCUCGCUGGCCAACAUGCCCGACUACGAUAUCCCGCGCCGCAAUCCGCUGCCCGUGCGCCGCACACCCCUUCAGCCGAGCGGCCUGACCUACGACUUCCCUCUGCCGCCGCUGCAGGAGCAGGAGCAGCGCCUGACCAGCGCCCAGAGCAACGGCAACAGCAGUCCCGCCGUCGUCAAGGAGCUGCCCCUGGAGCUGAGCUCCGCCCUCGAGACGCUGGCCAAGCUGCAGUCCCAGACCACGUCGGCCAUCACGCGGCUGCUCAGCUUCGUGGUGCCCAAUUGGCGCAUCCGCAGCCAGCUGGAACCGGCCAUCAUGGAACUAAAACUGGCGGCACUUCGCCUACGCACGGCCCUGCACGAUCUGGCCGAGUUCGGAGAGGGAGCUCUGGGCAAUGCCACGCGUUCGGAGGAUCGCAAUCUGGCGUUGAAGCUGCGGCCGCUGGUGCGGGCCCUGCGGGACGCCAACAAGCUGAUACACGACUCCAGUGAGGCCCUGGACGCUCAGGGCGGAUGGUCUGUGGAUGUGCUGGCGCGGAGUGACGAGAAGCAUGGCUGCCGGCCGCCAGAUUCGCUUGAUCAGCUGAUGGCCUGCGCCCAGACCCUCACCGAGGACGUACGCUCCACCACCAGCUUCAUCCAGGGCAAUGCCUCGUUGCUCUUCAAGCGUCUGCUGCCCGCGGAACAGAACGGAGGAAGCGGAGGCAUUCCUGCGUCCAGCGAUGGCUGCAGCCGAGGCAGCGCCGAGUGGCUGGAGGACUACGAUUACGUGGCCUUCGAGUCCAAGGAUGCAGCGGCCAAGAAGAACCAAUCGCUGCGCGAGGCCAUUCCCGUUGGCCUGAAGACGCAGUUCGACACGGUGAUCCGCACCGCCGAGAGCACGGCCAUGGGAACGACGGGAGGAGUGAGCUCAGUGCCAACCACACCGACAGCGGCCACGCCCUGCAAGUCGCCGGAGAUGACAGACAAGGACAAGAAGCUGGUGCGCUACUACGCCCAGCAGAUCUCCACGCACAUGGGCAACCUGAUGCAGGCGAUCGACUCGUUCCUGGAGACUGUGGAGAAGAACCAGCCGCCCAAGUUCUUCAUUGCCUACGGCAAGUUCGUGGUGGUCAGUGCCCACAAUCUGGUGACCAUCGGCGACAAUGUGCACCGCAAUAUUUCGAAGGAGGCGCUGCGCGAAAAGAUCCUACACUGCACCAAUGGCCUCUCCGAUGCCCUGAAGACGUGUGUUCUCAAGUCCAAGAAGGCGGCAGCACACUUCCCCAGCGGCAGCGCAGUGCAGGAGAUGGUCGACUCGGUGGUGCACAUCAAUAGUUUGGCCAGGGAGCUCAAGACGGUCAUGCUGCAGGCGGUGCAUCUGUCAACGGCCGCCGGAGUGGGUGCCUGAACAACAGGAUCGUCCCGCCAUCACGGCACAGUAUUACGAACUGGUGCAGCUUCACCCUGCCCGCUAAGGUCACAGAAUCAGUGUCUAGCGUUUGCGUAGACUUGCCCAGAGUCUUCCAGCCUGACAGCGCAAUGUUCCUUAACGCUUCGUUCCCCAUGCACAUCCAUCCAGGUGUACAUCUGAAAUUGGCAUAUCCACCCACAGCAGACAGAGGCGUCUGUCGCUUUUAUUUUGCAUUGUGAUAUUUUUGAGCAAAACAUCUGAAAAUGCACAGCACCCCCAGGAGUAGCAGCAGCAGCAGCAGCCGCAUCAACACUACGAUCGCACGAUCUCUCCGCAUAAAGUCGAUAAAAACUGCAAACUACGAUCCCUAUUUAGAUCCCUAUUUAGAUCGGAAAGUCAGUCGCUUAGUUUUAAGUUUCGAUUCCUGUGUACAUAUAUUUCGCCCAUUUUAGCUUAAGACUUUUGUAAAUGUCCAUCUUCCUAGCUCUAGCCCUAGCCCUAGCCCUAGCCGUAGCCCUAGCUGUAGCCGUUGCCCUAGCGCACAUCAUCCUCCCAGCAUCAGACCCGCUCAUAACCCCACGCCAUGCGCACAAACAAUGUUGUAUCAGUGAAGCAUUUCAGCGUAGAAUACUAUUAAUAUUAUAUUGUAUACCCUAGAGAUAGUCGUAACCAUAUUAUAUACAUACAUACAACAGCUAGGCAUGCAGGCAUAUACAACAAAAAAGUACAUACAUAGUCAAAAUCUGAAAGAUUUACAUUCAUUUACAACAUUUUGCAUUUGCGCCAUGGCAAUUUAGUCAUCAAUAUACAAAAAAUAUACACAUUAGCAUUAACUAUCACUAUGAGAAAAUGUAACAAAUAUGAAUAAUAUCAUAUGGUAUGAGUGGAAUGAGGGACGGUGUCCGGUCCAAGCUUAAACUAUGCAAAGGGAAUAUAAUAAUAUUAAAACAUAAA
This is a messenger RNA of Drosophila subobscura, 6385 nucleotides long. It is a transcript of the gene p130CAS, whose product is annotated as breast cancer anti-estrogen resistance protein 1. The transcript is spliced from 10 exons. NCBI's taxonomy places the organism in Eukaryota, Metazoa, Arthropoda, Insecta, Diptera, Drosophilidae. Gene Ontology annotation, molecular function: protein serine/threonine kinase activity; protein binding; ATP binding. Gene Ontology annotation, cellular component: cytoplasm; plasma membrane. Gene Ontology annotation, biological process: cell surface receptor protein tyrosine kinase signaling pathway; protein phosphorylation; cell migration. Bases 488 to 5428 code for a protein of 1646 amino acids. The record is from RefSeq and is a predicted model, not a curated record.